Molecule: messenger RNA, 1283 nt
Organism: Paecilomyces variotii
Lineage: Eukaryota; Fungi; Ascomycota; Eurotiomycetes; Eurotiales; Thermoascaceae
Product: putative RNA exonuclease Rex2
Exons: 2
Coding region: 258-827 (189 amino acids)
Cellular component (GO): mitochondrion
Molecular function (GO): 3'-5'-RNA exonuclease activity; nucleic acid binding
Source: RefSeq, a predicted model, not a curated record
UUAGACGUAUCAAAAACAACAUUGAUUGCAGCUGCUCUUCAGAUCGAGUCUCAAAUGUCAGCGAUGUUGUACGGUUGGCGAGCCAGAUCGACGUUCUGUGGUUUCAAGGGUCUAUUACGACCACAACCCACAUCUCGGGUUUGUGAUCGCGUCGUUUCUUUUCCAACUCCGUGGUCCACAGGCGUCUGCACAAAGGCGGACUGACUGUACGAAAACAGGUCUACACCGUACCUUGGGCUUGCAGAAGGCAGAGCAGCAUGCCGUUAACGCGUUCUUCCAGUCCACUCGUGUGGAUCGACUGCGAGAUGACAGGUCUCGACCCCUCCACUGACCAGAUCCUCCAAAUCUGUUGCUUCAUCACCGACGCGCAACUUCAGCUCCUUGAACCCAAUGGCUUCGAAGCCGUCAUUCACCACCCCAAGUCUACUCUGGAUUCCAUGAACGAGUGGUGUAUCGACACUCACGGUCGUACUGGGCUUACAGCUGCUGUUCUCUCCUCCUCCACGACCCCUUCUGCCGCCGCAACCGAUCUACUCAGUUACAUCAAGAGAUACGUCCCGCAGCCGCGGACCGCAUUGCUGGCAGGAAACAGCGUUCACGCAGACCGAGCGUUUCUCUCCCGGGGUCCUUACGCGCAAGUUCUCGAAUGGCUCCAUUAUCGUAUCCUGGACGUGAGCGCGAUCAAGGAAGCGGCGCGACGCUGGGGAAGCGAUGAGUUGCUGAGCGACGUCCCGCCCAAAAAGGAAGUGCACCUGGCAAAAGAUGAUAUACUAGAGAGUAUCGAGGAGAUGAAAUUCUACAAGGAGAGGCUUUUUGGGCACAACUGAUGAGGUCGUGGCGUUGAUCAAUCAACUUGCUACCACCCCACCACCGUCCUUGAAGUUAUCAUUAGUGACCAGAAAAGGCUUUAAGCUCGACAUGUCUCUGUGAUACAGCUCGGGGUAUUUCAGUCCACGGGGAAAUUGGCUUCCUCGCCUUGUUUAAGAUUCCGCACCAGGUCUUGGAAGACCCACGACUAACUUAUGAUGAUGCGAGCAGUUGUUGACUGCUUCCAAGAAGGGAGUCCCGUCUGGAGUAAAAGCUGGGUUGGGAUUAUGUACUCUAUAUCAAUAUCGUCUGAUUCGGGAACUUGAUACCAGAGGUCCUCGCUCGGCGCAACCACGAUGAAACCUCGGGGCUGGACGGUACUGUGGCACAGGACGAGUAUGGCUCUUCUGAUUUGUAGCAAAGGACCUAGAAGCAAGCCGCUUUUUUUCGAGGGCGGCUUGGAGUGACCCCGCACU